Rotaria sp. Silwood1 is the source of this 723-nucleotide messenger RNA. NCBI's taxonomy places the organism in Eukaryota, Metazoa, Rotifera, Eurotatoria, Philodinida, Philodinidae. The record is from the annotation of a GenBank genome assembly.
AUGAAUCGUUGUCAAAAAUUUGCAAGAUUGCUUCAGCUUUUGGGACAAUGUUCUGAAAGUAUUGUUUAUUAUGAUGAAAUUGCUUCUGUCGUGCAACGAAUUCGACAGAUUGAAUCAAUUAUGGCACCAAUUCAGUUUCAUCCGAAUCAAGUUUUCGAUGAAACCAAACAUAUUGUGGAUCCAAUUGCUAAAAAAUAUCUUGAGAAAGCGACUAAUGAUGUACAUCAUCUUAUUCCGGUCAAAGUUGCUGAUGACGGAAACUGUUUUUACCAUUCAAUUCUUCUAUUAAUGAAUAAUCCAACGGUGACGACGGAUGAAUUGCGCGUUCGAACAAUUAUCGAACUUAUGACAAAUGAAGCUUAUUAUGAUAGCAUGUAUUCACAAUUCAUCGGAUCUGUUGCAUUUAUUAUCAAGGCUAUGUGCAAAAAUAAUACAUUUUUAGAAUUGUAUGAAAUUAGUGCAUUAUGCAAUGCACUUAAAUGUAAUAUACGAAGUAUCUAUCCAAAAAUCGAUUUUCGAGAAGAUAUGACCAUUUUGAAUAACUCUCAUGUCUUGAAUGAAACAGCUGCACGAGCUGCAAAUAAUGGCGCAUGGAGUCCCAAUCAUUUUGUUCCUCUUCUAUCAUCAGCAACGCAUUACACAUCUGAAUAUGAAAAUAAAUCACCAACGUUUCCUAUUCCUGAAAAGAAAACGUUUAAGAAUAAUACUCCUACUCGAAUAUGA